Molecule: messenger RNA, 996 nt
Organism: Arachis ipaensis
Lineage: Eukaryota; Viridiplantae; Streptophyta; Magnoliopsida; Fabales; Fabaceae
Source: RefSeq, a predicted model, not a curated record
UAAAGAGUUAACUAAAUGAAUGAUAGGGGGGUUAACUCUUUGUUUCCUGCAAUAAACUUGGUGUGCCUAUCCAAGUGAUAUCUACAGAAGCUUUUAAAUAUAAUGAGUACCAGAGCUGAAAAAUUCCCUUGAGUGUCUGCCUCUACCUUAAGAGCUCAGUUUAAAUCAAAUAACUUUGAAGGCUCCUCUUCAAACCCAGAAAAGAUGGAUGGUGGGGGUGAAGUCAACCAGCCCCCACCCAAGAAGAAAGGAAUUGUAUUUAAAAAGAGAAAGUCAGACAUGGUUUUUAUCGACAGUGAACCGGACAAGGACGGAGUAGUGCAACUCGAAGAUUUGUCGAGCUUUAUAGUGAAACAAGACAAACUUCAUAUUUUUGAAAAUGACCGGGAUGGAUCAUUGGUUUGGGAUCGGAGGUUCCCUUUUAAUGUUGUUGCAGACGAGGUUGUUGAAUGUAUUUCAGAUAUAUCCCGGGUGGACGAGGUUGGGGACAUAGGAGUUGAUCAAUUUCUUCAGGUGCUGGGAUUCCGGUUGGCCUUUAUCGGCCAUAGUCAGGAGAAAAAACACAAGAAAGCUGUACUUGAGACUGCAGAGGAUGUUGUUUUAAGAGAACAAUUGAGUUCAAAGGAAACAGCCCUGACUGAAUUGAAGAAAAAGUUUUCUGAUGUGGAAAAGGAGAGAUGAAUGAGUUCGAAAGCAGCAAAGAGGGGGACAUUCUUGAUGCCUUUGCUGAAAGUUUUGAGCGGGCUGUGACUCAGGCUAAGUUUCUUGUGCCUGACGGGGACUUUUCAUCAAUGGAUCUGAGUAAGGUGAUUCGGGACGGUCAGCUUGUGGAUGAUGAAGAGGUUGUUGAAGAGGGGGGUGACAAUUUAGGUGAUUAGUCGUUUGGUAUUUUGCUGACUGUAUGCUUUGUUUUGCUCUGUGGGAACUAUGAAUCAUGACUGUUUUGUUUUGGUUGUUUUUAAUUGAUCUGUGUAAUCAGGUUUUGGCUGUUCCUAA